CCGUUUUCAAGUCUCAAGGUCGUUUGUGCGAAACUGCAAAAUAUGUUUUGUUUUGUGUAUUUUUUUUGCUAAUAAAAUGUUAUUAUUUCAUUUAUGACUAAAUCGACAAAAUUUGAUCCUUUUUGUCGACAGUUAUACAACUUGUUGAUAAGUGUAACUCUAACCCUCUUACCAAGAUAAAGAAGUUUUUGCCAAAGUGUAUUUAAAUGUAGCUAACAUGAGCUUUAUUUCGAAUUAUGUGGAUAAUUAUACCGCAAGUAUUUACGACAUGAUUGUGGAGUACGUGGACACGGAGUACAGUCUCUGGCUGACGUGGUUCCUCACGCCCGUCAUCGUCACCUUCUUGCUUCCUGCUGUCAUCAUCAUCCUUAUCUACCUUAGCAGUAUUAUAUUCUAUCUCUACAGGCUCUACAGGUUGCGAGUCGUAACAGAAGUACAAAAUGAUUGGAAACACGCGGCCAGACUUGCCGUGUGUGCAUUGUGGGACGCGCAUGGGUGGUUGUGGCACGGUUACGAGAUACGUGGCGUUGAGAACAUACCGGCUGGUCCUUUCCUCGUGAUAUAUUAUCACGGUGCACUCCCGAUAGACAUGUAUUACUUUACAGCGCGGAUGCUGUUAUUCCAGCGCCGGAAUCUCCAUACAGUCGCUGAUAGGUUCCUCUUUAAGAUACCUGGGUGGUCGCAGUUACUGGAAGGGCUGUGCGUGAUUCCUGGGACGGUGGCGACGUGCGCAGGCGUACUACGUUCCGGCAACCCCUUGGCCAUUUCCCCUGGAGGUGUUUAUGAGGCACAAUUCGGUGACCACUGCUAUCGCUUGCACUGGAAAAACCGUACAGGGUUUGCUAAGGUCGCUCUAGAGGCAAAUGUGCCAAUAAUUCCAAUGUUCACACAAAACGUGCGUGAAGCAUUUCGCACAGUGGGUUGGCUUCGUGGGAUCUGUCUUCGGAUAUACGCAGCCACUAGGAUCCCCUUGGCGCCCGUAUAUGGAGGGUUCCCCGUAAAACUGAUCACGCAUUUGGGGAAACCUAUAUAUCCCGAUCCUAGCUUAACGCCUGAACAGCUGCAGCAGAAGGUGGCAACAGCAAUUGAAGAUUUAGUUGAGGAAUAUCAACGCCUGCCGGGCAGUAUUCUACAUGCGCUAAUAGAACGCGUCUACGAAAUGCCCAAGAAAUGUCCUAAAAAGCCCUACACGAACGGUACCUGUAAAAAAGAUACCGCCAAAAAACAGGAUGUCAGUGACAAGUAUGACAGUGACAGAUGUGCCAAUGACAAGGUCAAAGUGUCAUAGUGUAAUUGCCGGUUUAUUGCGUCUAUAAUAUGAUAAAUUUGUUUAAGAUCGCUAGCGCCUCUUAUAUUUCAUGUGACUGAUAGUGUUUUGUUUUAGGAAACAAAUGAAGCAAUCCAAAUAUAUAUAAUUAUAAUAACACGAGACUUAUAGUGGCCAUUUUAUAAUACGAAAUUAAACCAGGGGGCUUAGUCAAGACCCCUUAAUAGUAGUGUACGUAGAAAGUUUAAAACUUAUGAAAUGUAUGUACGACAAUUUGUCGACACGAACUGUCAUUUUCAUACAAAUUUAGUUUUCGACUCUCUAAAUACACUACUGUUCAGGCAUCUUGACAAAGCCCCUUGAGCAGUGUUACUUAAUGUUACAAGAUUUAUUAAGGUCAUUAAACUAAAUUGUAUUUCGAAUGAAUGUAGUUAAGAAAUCAUAUUUUCUCGAUAUAUUUAAAGUUAUCUACAUGUCUAUGAUAGGAGAUUAAAUUUAGGUAUGUUAUUCAUAUGUAGCAGCCUAUUAGCUUAAUUAGCCAUAGCAAUAAAAGUCUAACAAAAUUUUCACAAACAUUUUUUGCUUUGCAAAUAGUUCUAAUUAUUCAUUUGUCUCAUUUACAUUUAAAUCCAGUAUCAAUUGUUCUGUAUAUGCUGGCUAUAUAAAGAUAUGUUUAGAAAUACCUGCCAGGUUAAGAAAUAAAUCUAAAAUCAUUUGUUGGAGUUAAGCCAGCUCAAGACUUUAUUAAAACGACUAAUUAAACUAAUUGUCUGCGACAUAUAAAUUGUAGGCGUAUGAAAUUGUGUAUUGAGAUUAUAUUUUAUAUGUAAUAUUAUUCCAAAUUUUGUAUCAUUAAGAUGCUCUCUUAGACCUUAAUUAAUUGUCUAAUUGUAUAGAAAUUGAAUGCCUGGUUUAUAACUGAUUUUAUUCAUUAAUUUUUUGUAUGAGUUGAGAAUUAUUAUCUAUUUAGUUUUAUAAAUCUGCAUUUAUAUUCGUAGAGUCACAAUAAGGGUUAGAUAUGUUUGUGGCAUAUAAUUUACAUAAUAACAUUAUAUUUAUAUUCUGUGGAAAUAUUCGCAUUUACAAUAAAAUUCAUCGUACAUUUCAUCGUACAGCCAGUGUCGACUAAUAUUGUAACAAUGAUAAAUGUACAAAAUAUGGAAUAACUAUAUAAACUACAGUCACCAGGACUAUUAUAAAGAAAGUAAGUAUAACUCUGUAACUUCAAUCAGGGUUCCCAAUAAUUAUCAUACAUUAGUGAUAGUCAUAACGUUAUACGAUUUUACGAUAAAAAAAUUUAUAAAAUAAAAUUUAUGUCACCGUAAAAUUGUAAAUACCGUUGGGUUGUAAUCUAUCUCGCGAGAUUGUGAACUGUCGAAGGAUUGUGAACCUCAACAUACUGCUUACAAUUUAACUUAUUAUGAUUCUGUAGAUUGUAAUCUAAGUGUAACCGUCACAUUGUAAAACGGAACGCACCUCGCGCGCUGAUUGGUUGAACGGCAUAUGCCCGCGCCACCAUAUUUGUUUGUUCUAAGGUCUACUAUAAUUUCGACCAAUCAGGGACAGGCUUCGGACAGUUGACAAUUUGAAAAUUUUAUGUAUAAAUAAAUAUGAUUGUAAUUUGAGGGUCUCACUUUGGCAGAUUACAAUCUACCGAAAAAUAAUACGUUAAAUUGUAAGCAGUACGUUAAGGUUCACAAUCUUUCGACAGUUCACAAUCUUACGAGAUUGCAACCUAACGGUAUUUACAAUUUUACG
This is a messenger RNA of Pieris brassicae (large cabbage white), 3025 nucleotides long. Its product is annotated as transmembrane protein 68. Gene Ontology annotation, molecular function: acyltransferase activity. The record is from RefSeq and is a predicted model, not a curated record. The coding region runs from base 218 to 1288 and encodes 356 amino acids. Lineage: Eukaryota; Metazoa; Arthropoda; Insecta; Lepidoptera; Pieridae. Gene Ontology annotation, cellular component: membrane. The transcript has 7 exons.